Messenger RNA from Hyposmocoma kahamanoa, 1638 nucleotides. Its product is annotated as mpv17-like protein 2. The transcript is spliced from 4 exons. Bases 78 to 665 code for a protein of 195 amino acids. The record is from RefSeq and is a predicted model, not a curated record. NCBI's taxonomy places the organism in Eukaryota, Metazoa, Arthropoda, Insecta, Lepidoptera, Cosmopterigidae. Gene Ontology annotation, cellular component: cytoplasm; membrane.
UCGUGCAUUAAUAUGGAAAUAAGCUUCUUAUAUAAUAGUAAUAAUUAACACUCUAAGCGAUUUAUAUAAGCAAUAAAAUGGGUGCUUUCAGUAAAAUUAGAGUUGCUUUUAAAAAGUAUCCUCUUUUAAGAGGAAUGGCUUCGUAUGGUAUUAUUUGGCCAAUUUCUAGUUUAAUUCAACAAACAUUCGAAGGGAAAAAUGUAGAAAACUAUGAUUGGUUACGGUGUGCCCGUUUUGGUCUAUAUGGGUCUUGUUAUGUAGCUCCGACGUUGUAUAGCUGGUUAACUAUAGCUAAUAUAAUGUGGCCUGGCUCAUCUAUACGGGUUGGAAUUAUCAAGACAUUUGUGGAAACUGUUACAUACACACCAUUUGCGAUGUGCAGUUUCUAUUUUGGUAUGAGUCUUUUGGAAAUGAAACCAGUUAAUGAAGCUGCUGCUGAGGUUCAAGCAAAGUUUUGGCCCACAUACAAGGUUGGAGCGUCUGUUUGGCCAGCUGUAGCUAUGGUAAAUUUUUGUCUCAUACGUCCAAAAAACAGGGUUCCAUUUAUAAGUCUAUGCAGCUUAGUGUGGACUUGUUUUCUUGCUUAUAUGAAACAUUUGGACAAGGAAAAAGUUGCCGCUAAGGCAGGACAAAGCCCUGUGCAAUUAAUGAAAAUGAAUAUAUGAAGGUGCCAAUCUGUUGAAUAAUUUUAUUAGCAAAAUCUAUUUUUUUUUUUACAAUUUUUUAGUAACAUAAUUUCCUAAUGUGUCAGUCAAUCAGUCUGUCAGUAAUGAGUCAGUGGUGAUUGGUUAAUAGGAAUAUUGUAGUUUUGCCUCAACUUUCGACUGCAGAAAGUUAUGAUAUAUGACAAAUACUACUAUAACGAAACCGAAGCCAAUAUUAACAGACUGUAUUAAAUAUAUCGGCUAUCUUGAUUCCAUCUGAAACACUUGUGAUAUUUAUGUAAGAAAUGCAGUUUACAUUUUCGAAUAUUUUACGUUGGUCAUAGUUUUUACAUCUUGUUUAUUUUUCCUAUUUAUUAUUACUAUAAAAUAGUUGUUAUGUUAUAGGAUACACUGUGAUAUCUCACCAUGUUGUAAUUUAUUUGUGAACUAAGGUAGAUAUCUACCUAUUUUUGAACAUAAAUAUUUAUCAUGACAUGAUCAAAGAUAUAAAAAGUAAAAAAGUAUUGUAGAUUGUAAUGUUGACAAUCAAACAAUCUCAGUACUUGGUACUUGGUGCAACGGGCUGGUAUCCGCAACUCGACGACAAAGCGCCUAUUUUGCGUAUUAGUAUCUAUUAUUUAUCUAUCUACCUAUCUCAGUACUUAUUUUUAUUAUUUGAGUAUUGUUUCUAAAUGCUCUCUUUGAUUUAGAAAAGGAAAACAUGAUUGAUAAAAGACAAUUGUAUGAAAACAGUAUUUUGUUAAAGGGAUAAAUUAAGUACCCACCACAAAAUAUGCUGAAGUUUUAAUAAAAUGUAAUGAUGUUAAAGCUCAUUGAUAAAAUGUAUAUAACGGAAGUGUGUGUUGAUGUUUUUCUGUUCAGUAUUUGCGACAGUAUUGUUUUAAAUUAAUUAUUAGUAAGUAUAUAUUUAACAAAUUGUACCAUUUGCAUAACAUUAAUGUUGUGUUAAUUUAUCACAAUCCCUAUAGUAAAA